This is a messenger RNA of Caenorhabditis elegans, 800 nucleotides long. NCBI's taxonomy places the organism in Eukaryota, Metazoa, Nematoda, Chromadorea, Rhabditida, Rhabditidae. The record is from the annotation of a RefSeq genome assembly.
AUGCCUCGCUUCUUCGAAAUUUCUGAUAAAUUCACAAAACUGGGAUGUGCCUGUGUUGCUAUUGUCAACCUCUUCCUGAUAUUUUUGACUAUAUUCCAUAUUAAGAGAAUUGUGGGAACAUACAAACUAAUGGUCACAUUAUUCGCGUUUAUGGGAAUAGCAUUCUCAGUGUGGGAACUGAUUACUCAUCCAUUUGUCCAUAAUUUUAACAAGGGAUGGGUAUUUUUUAGUUUGAACUCUUACAUGAGCCAAUUAUAUUAAUAUAAAGGAUUUCUUCAAAUUUCCUUAGCAAUUUAUGCAGCCUUCUAUGUUCUCAUUGCUUCAUUUAUUGCUGUUCAGUUUGUAUUUCGGUAUUAUACACUUUUCAAUACAGAAACUGGCAAUAAAUUCAAUGUUAAAGGUGCAAUAAUUUGGGUGUAGGUGGUCUUGAUAUAAUUGCACAGUACUCCAUCAUACUUUAUUGUGGAAUUCGAAUGCAUAUUGUCAUGAAAAAGGAGUUUAAUAGUUAUUCAGUGGCUAACAGAAAUUUGCAACGGCAAUUCUUUCGGGCACUAGUUGUUCAAACUAUUGUUCCAACUAUUUUGUUUGCAUGCCCAGCGCUUUCAGUCUUAUUAAGCCCACUUUUGGGUAUCAAAAUGAAUUAUGAAACUGGAUGGAUUUAUGCAGCUUUCAGUCUUUAUCCAACCAUUGAUAGCAUUGCUUUCAUGCUUCUUGUAUCAGAAUAUCGUGCAGUAACAAAGUUUUCAGAUCUAUUCAAACAAAUGUUCCCCAAUAAAUCAGCUCGAACAUCAGAAACUUAA